CAGGAUGAUAUAGGCAGACUGAUGCACAGAGAGCGAGGGAGAGAGAGAGAGAGAAGGACACAGGAGGAAUACCAGGGUCAGCCACACAUCCAAAACGAUCUCCUACGACAUCUAUCCAGGCGUCUCAAGGUCCUUUGGCACCUUCCGAUCCUGCGGCUCGCCUUUCCCCGUGAACUCCUUUUUUGCUUCCGUGGCUCCCUCUCUCUUUGUCUCUGGGCUUUAACGGCUCCAGUAGCCCCACCACAUGAAGCUUGAGGCGAUACCUGGUGCCCCCCAAGAUGGGGAUUUGGAAUUUGUCUUGGCCACGGAGAAGGAGUUUGAAGAAGUUGUGUCCAUGUCUCACGGCAUCUACGGAGGGCUGGAUUAUCUUCCAAGUCGAUACCACAGCUGGGUCAACGAGAAGGACAGGAUGGUGGUUCUAGCCAAGAAGGGAGGAGAUGUUAUUGGCCUGCUCUCUAUGUUUGUGGUGGACGGAGGGGAGACCGCUCUUCUGGAGGGGCUCCGUGUGGCACCAUGGGAGCGAGGCAGAGGCGUUGCUGGAGUUCUCCAAAGGUUCUGUUGCCAACUGGUGAAACACCGAUACCCAAGUGUGGGAGUAAUGAGGUUGACAAGAGAUGACAAGUUGACCGCCAAGGAGCUCAACAAAUAUAGAGUCCUCGCAAAGCAGGGCAUACUGCUUGUCCGUUUUAAUGCACCUGACCUUUCCUCUCGUUUAUCUUCCAUCUCACUGCCCCCUGGGCCAUCUCGCCCACCUCCACCCAUCCUCCUGUCUCCUGAUGAAGUCCGCGGAGUCUUCCUGGAGCGGGGAGGCCUGCUGAAGGAUCUUCUGCCCAACCAAACUCUCAUCCAGGACUGGCAACCGUUCCAGGCCCUGCCUGACAACUAUGACCUGGUGCGCCGCAAGUCCAUUCGCUGGAUGGCGGAUGAUAGAGUCCGGCCACGGGUGGCUUCUCUCUGCACCCCACCGUUUCCUGUCCCAGCUGGGCCUCUCUGCUUUUACCUCAACAUUGAUGUCUUUGGUUCUGGGUUGCGAGGGGCUCAAGAGCAAUUACUUUCCCAUUUGGCUGCUCAUGUCCACUUACUGCCGGGGGAUGUAAAAUGUCAGCUCUUCCUGCCCCCUAGUAUGUGGAGGCCUAUGGCUGAGUUUUGCACCUCCACAUUGGGUUUGCAGCUGGAAAAAGGCUAUACAGAGCAAUAUCUACUAGAGUCCGAUAUAUAGAGGGACUAUGGGGCACCUCAUAUAGGGGACUAUUUACUAAGCCUUGGAUGGAGAUAAAGUG
Molecule: messenger RNA, 1280 nt
Organism: Pseudophryne corroboree (corroboree frog)
Lineage: Eukaryota; Metazoa; Chordata; Amphibia; Anura; Myobatrachidae
Product: histidine N-acetyltransferase-like
Exons: 4
Coding region: 245-1219 (324 amino acids)
Molecular function (GO): acyltransferase activity, transferring groups other than amino-acyl groups
Source: RefSeq, a predicted model, not a curated record